UCCAAACAUAAACACACAUGCGCCUUAUCACUGGUACAGGCAGAAGACAAACAGGUCAUUAUGCACUACUUGCACCAGUAUAAUGGAGAAUGUACAGUCAGAACAAAGGGAGGAAAUGUCAUUUGAACAAAAUAUUUCUCAAGAUUUCAACACGAAUGGGAUUUCAGGCUUUCACCAUCAAACAUUUGGACAAGAGAGAUGUGGAUCUGCAUUUCCACUCCACCGACUGGUUACUCUGGGCCUGCUGAAUGCAGUUCUGCUGAUAGCUGCUGUUGUCAUUGGGAUUUACUGUUCCAAAGGCGAUCACCUUCAGGUUCCUCAUUCAGCUGCUACACCCCUCCUCUUUGAGAUCGACUAUCUCCGCAAUCACAGUGACAUCAUCAUCAGAGCUAAAUUGGACGCCCAGACACAAUUAGUGAAAGUGCGUGCCAGCCAUCUGCAGCUAAAGCUCCAAGUGAUGCAGACUAAGACCCUCAACGACCACGUUCAGAGACAGAUUGAGACCCUACAAACAGAGAGGACAAAUCUGCAGUAUAAUAAAACCACUAUGGAGGAAUCAUGUGGUAGAUGCCCUAAAGGAUGGAGUCUUCUUAAAUCCUCCUGCUAUUACUUUUCUCACCAUGUGUCCAACUCCAAAAAGAAUUGGCUGGAUAGCAGAGCAAACUGUAUUAGUCAAGGAGGCGACCUACUCGUAAUUAAUAACUUGGAGGAGCAGCAAACCAUAGGUGACAACUUCCCAAAGGGGAAAAGCCAUUUGUGGUGGCAGAACGGACAUUGGAUCGGCCUCACUGACGUACUGACAGCAGGAACAUGGGUCUGGGUCAACAAUGUGACUGAGGUUGAAACAAUGUAUUGGAGAAGUGGACAUCCUGCCACUGAUGGAGUUCUGAGGGGGAACUGUGCUGCUUUUAUUUACUUUGCAAGUGAGAGGACAUGGUAUAAUGGAAACUGCCUUACCCUUCUAUUGAACUGGAUAUGUGAAAUGGAUCCAAGCUAAACAUUAAACCUCUCAAGUGGAAAUCACAAUAACAGGAGAAAUCAUUUUUGUCAAUGCAAACGUUUUCAAAUAAGCAAACUGCAGCUCCAU
This is a messenger RNA of Etheostoma cragini (Arkansas darter), 1087 nucleotides long. RefSeq names its product C-type lectin domain family 4 member E-like. The record is from RefSeq and is a predicted model, not a curated record. Bases 83 to 997 code for a protein of 304 amino acids. NCBI's taxonomy places the organism in Eukaryota, Metazoa, Chordata, Actinopteri, Perciformes, Percidae. The transcript has 6 exons.